GAUGUGGACUAAAGGCGAGUCAGAGGGACUCCAGACUUUAGGGAUUGUGGUGGUGGUGUGCUCCUCUCUGAAACUUUUGCACUACCUCGGGCUAAUUGACUUGUCAGAUGAUAAAAUUGAAGAUGAAUUAGAAAUGACGACAGUGUGCCAUAGACCCGAGGGACUGGAACAGCUUGAAGCACAAACCAAUUUCACUAAAAGAGAACUUCAAGUUCUUUACAGAGGAUUUAAAAAUGAAUGUCCUAGUGGGGUUGUUAAUGAAGAAACAUUUAAACAGAUCUAUGCACAGUUUUUUCCUCAUGGAGAUGCCAGCAUGUAUGCACAUUACCUCUUCAAUGCCUUCGACACUGCACAGAAUGGCUCCGUGAAGUUUGAGGAUUUUGUGAUGGCACUGUCCAUUCUGCUACGGGGAACUGUCCAUGAAAAGCUGAGAUGGACAUUUAAUCUGUAUGACAUAAAUAAAGAUGGCUAUAUAAACAAGGAGGAAAUGAUGGAUAUCGUAAAAGCAAUUUAUGAUAUGAUGGGAAAAUACACGUAUCCAGUGCUCAAGGAAGAUGCACCAAGGCAGCAUGUAGAAGUGUUUUUCCAGAAAAUGGAUAAAAACAAAGAUGGAGUUGUAACUCUAGAUGAGUUUAUUGAAUCGUGUCAGGAGGACGACAAUAUCAUGCGAUCCUUACAGCUCUUUGAGAAUGUCAUGUAACCAGAAGAGCACUGGAGGAGUCUGAGACUUCUGUGUAACAAAGAUCUUCUUUCUGGGUGAAAGAUUUUACAAUUGAGCCAUGUCCAAUGUGUGAGGAUUUUGUAUGAUAUGUCCAAUCAAAUGGCAACUGAAUGCAGCCGAUGCCACCACUUCUCCCCGGAAGAUGCUGGUGGACUUUUCUUUCAUUUUGGAAGCAUGUGAAUAUUUUAAUAAAUCCCGACAAGAG
Camarhynchus parvulus is the source of this 926-nucleotide messenger RNA. Its product is annotated as Kv channel-interacting protein 1-like. Gene Ontology annotation, molecular function: potassium channel regulator activity; calcium ion binding; transmembrane transporter binding. Lineage: Eukaryota; Metazoa; Chordata; Aves; Passeriformes; Thraupidae. Gene Ontology annotation, cellular component: voltage-gated potassium channel complex. Gene Ontology annotation, biological process: regulation of potassium ion transmembrane transport. The transcript has 8 exons. The record is from RefSeq and is a predicted model, not a curated record. Bases 2 to 700 code for a protein of 232 amino acids.